CCAGCAGCUGUCAAGAAUCAUGUAAUCAUACAGUGUCCUGAGUUGGAAAGGACCCACAAGGAUCAUUAAGUCCAACUCCUGGCUCCACACCGGAGCAUCCAAAAUCCAACUCUAUGCCGGAGGGCAGUGUGCAAACGCUCCUUGAACUCCAGCAUUAGGGGCCGUGCCCACUGCCCUGGACAGCCUGUUCCAUGCCCACCGCCCUCUGGUGCACAGCCUGUCCCUAAUCCCUACCUGACCCUCCCCUAACGCAGCUCCAUGCCGUUCCCUCGGGUUUAUCGCCGGUCAUCAGAAAGAGGAGAUCGGAAACAAAUUAAAAAACCAUCUGUCUCUAUCUUCUUUUCACUUUCACUUCCACCCCAGGCACGCCCAGCCUGCAAGGAGCGAUUUCCCGCGGGGAGCGCUCCUGUGAUCCACCGAACGAGGAGAGGCGGAGCAGAAAACCCUUCCCCCAGAGACACAGCCCUCUCUUUUCCUCACAGACACGAGUUAGUUUCGUUUCUCGCCGGCUCCGCCACCGCCCGCCCCUUUCCUCGCCCGACCCCGGUGCGGCAGAGGCAGCGGGCGGCGAUGCUGCGGGGCUGCACCGCGGGGCCUCCGGGCCCCCUCCGCCGCGCCCUGCCUGCUGCCGCCCCCGCCGUCCGCCUCCGCCUGCGGGAGUGCGUGGUGCGGAUCCCGGAGGCCGGAGCGGUGCUGGACAUUCUAGAGAAGUGCCCCGAGAGUCAGCGGAAGGGAGAGUUUCCCGUCGUGGUGUUUGAGGGGCUGGAUGCCACAGGCAAAACCACAGUAACACAGUCAGUUAAAGAUGCCCUGGGUGCUGUUCUGUUAAGGUCUCCGCCAGCUUGCAUCAGCCAGUGGAGGACAAUAUUUGAUGAAGAGCCAACGCCCAUUAGAAGGGCCUUUUAUGCUGCAGGCAACUACAUCCUUGCUUCAGAAAUAGCAAAAGCAUCUACUCAGGCACCUGUGAUUGUAGACAGGUAUUGGCAUAGCACAGCUGCUUAUACAAUAGCUACUGAAACAGAUGGGAACAUCCAAAAUCUUCCACCAGAUCAUGAUGCCGUGUAUAAGUGGCCUGAAGACCUGCUCAAACCCGAUCUUGUUCUUCUCCUAACUGUCAGCCCUGAGGAGCGAGCUCGGAGGCUUGAAGGUCGAGGGCUGGAGAGAACAAAGGAAGAGGCUGAGCUGGAAGCUAACAGCUUGUUUCGCCAAAGAAUUGAAGAGUCGUACAGAAGGAUGGUGAAUCCCGCAUGCCAAGAGGUUGAUGCCAGUCCCUCCAAGGAAGAGGUUUUCAAGACAGUGCUGCAACUAAUUAAAAAACACUGUGCCUUGUGAAAGCAACUUCUUUUUAUUAACACUUAAAAUCUACUUUUUAUUGUCCCUUUAUUUCUGCUAGCUCUAAGUGCCCUAUGAUGUGCUUUGUUCCCUAGAAGAACCUUUUAUUUCUUCUGCCAACAGCAAUCUGGUCAGGUUAUCAGUUUCACUGAUGUCUACUGCACUUUUAUGUAUGAAGCAAAAUAGCACUCCCACAUUGUUCAGCAUUCCUGGUAAAGCCACAAGCCUACCAUUGUCUUACACAAA
Molecule: messenger RNA, 1578 nt
Organism: Phasianus colchicus (ring-necked pheasant)
Lineage: Eukaryota; Metazoa; Chordata; Aves; Galliformes; Phasianidae
Gene: CMPK2
Product: cytidine/uridine monophosphate kinase 2
Biological process (GO): dUDP biosynthetic process; dTDP biosynthetic process; dTTP biosynthetic process
Cellular component (GO): cytoplasm; mitochondrion
Molecular function (GO): ATP binding; nucleoside diphosphate kinase activity; dTMP kinase activity
Source: RefSeq, a predicted model, not a curated record